Messenger RNA from Otolemur garnettii (small-eared galago), 2040 nucleotides. It is a transcript of the gene XKR8, whose product is annotated as XK related 8. Gene Ontology annotation, cellular component: plasma membrane. The record is from RefSeq and is a predicted model, not a curated record. Lineage: Eukaryota; Metazoa; Chordata; Mammalia; Primates; Galagidae. The transcript is spliced from 3 exons. Gene Ontology annotation, biological process: phosphatidylserine exposure on apoptotic cell surface; engulfment of apoptotic cell; apoptotic process involved in development. Bases 1 to 1200 code for a protein of 399 amino acids.
AUGCCCUGGUCGCCCCGCGCAACCCUCCUUCGGGACCUGGUCCUCGGCGUGCUGGGCACCGCUGCCUUCUUGCUGGACCUGGGCGCAGACCUGUGGGCUGCCUGCCAGUACGCGCUCAGCGGCAGCUACCUGUGGGCGGCGCUGGUGCUGGCGCUGCUGGGCCUCGCUUCGGUCGCGCUGCAGCUCUUCAGCUGGAUUUGGCUGCGCGCCGACCCCGUCGGUUUGCACCGGCCACGGCCCUCAGGUCGCUGCCUGGCCUUGCUGCAUCUCCUGCAGCUGGGCUACCUCUACAGGUGCAUGCAGGGGCUACAGCAGGGGCUGCUUGUGUGGCGGCAGGAAGCACCCUCUGAGUUUGACUUGGCCUACGCCGACUUCCUCUCCCUGGACAUCAGCAUGUUGCGGCUCUUUGAGACCUUCUUGGAGACGACGCCACAGCUCACCCUGGUGCUGGCCAUCGUGCUGCAGAGUGGCCGGGCCGAGUACUACCAGUGGGUUGGCAUCUGCACGUCCUUUGCCGGCAUCUCAUGGGCACUGCUGGACUACCACCGGGCUUUGCGCACCUGCCUCCCAUCCAAGCCCCGCCUGGGCCUGGGCUCCUCUGUGAUCUUCUUCCUUUGGAACCUGUUGCUGCUGUGGCCCCGAGUCCUGGCUGUGGCCCUGUUCUCAGCCCUCUUCCCCCACUACGUGGCUCUGCACUUCCUGGGCCUGUGGCUGGUGCUGCUGCUCUGGGUCUGGCUUCAGGGCACAGACUUCAUGCCAGACCCUGUCUCCGAAUGGCUGUAUCGGGCGACAGUGGCCACAAUCCUCUAUUUCUCCUGGUUCAACGUAGCUGAGGGCCGCACUCGAGGCCGGGCCACCAUCCACCUGGCAUUCCUCUUGAGUGACAGCAUUCUCCUGGUGGCCACUGGGAUGACUCAUAGCACCUGGCUACCCAGGAGGGCUGCCCUGAAGAUAUGGCUGCCUGUGGGGGGCAUCUGCUUCCUUUUGGGUCUGGCUUUGCGUCUUAUCUACUACGGCUGGCUGCACCCUAGCUGUCGCUGGGAGCCUGACCGGGUAGAUGGGACCCGGACUCUUCUUUCCCCGGAGGAAUGUCAGCUGCCUCAGAACAAGCGCGUGGCUGGGUUGGCUCACACCUUCUUUCCCAAGGCUAAGGAUGCAGCUGAUUUGCCAGUGAAGGGAGAAGUGAACGGGGUUCUUUGAGACAGGGUAUGACCCUGCUAGGGGACACGGACAGUAACUCAACCAGUAGAAGGCAGAAAAGAUAAGCUAAUUAUGCUGCUCUGGGCCUUGACCUGCUCAACAAAGUGGGAUGCCCACUCUGUGCCAGGGACUGGAGACAGGAUUUAGUAAGGCAGAGGUCUCUUUCAAGGCGUGCACAGUGUGACCAAGAUGAGCAGGCUAGGUCCUGGAGGGUCAAGGGCCCCAGUUAUGUAAUGUUUAGGACACUUGAAGAGGAAAGAAGAGACAACCCUCUUCUCUUCACCCCCUGUCAGUAUAGCUGGUGACCCAGACCCUUUCUGGGAUUGGCACCUCCCUGGUUACCUCUAAAAUAACUGGUAGAGGUGCUGUGCCACCCCUGAGGGACCCAGGAGCCUCCAGAGGGCUAUUCUCUAGAAUUCUUCCUCCCCAGCCUACCCCAUUCAUUCAAAUAAAUAUUUACUUAGCAUUUUAUGUGCCAGGAACAGCAUUCUAUCCCUGGAACCUGGAACAAGAUCAGCUGCCAUCCCUAGCUUUAUCCUCUUUGUGCUCCAUUCAGUCCUGGGUUGGAUCUCAAAGGCUGGAAGCCAGGGAGGUGUACCUUUGGUGGCCUUGGUCUGCCCCUCCCGGGUCUCAGUGCAGUUGGUCUAGCUUCCACUCCUGUUCUCAAGGGGCCGUCUUCCAACCAAAUGCCUUGUGACUCUGUGGACUGGGCCUUGCCCAGCCUAUUGAGUAUAUUUUUUUUUAUUCUUUAGCCAGUGUACCUCCUACCUCAGUGUGUGAGAGGAAGAAAGAGUGUGUGCAUAUAUGUCUCUGUGAGGAGAGAGACAUGUUGCUUUUGUU